Messenger RNA from Acanthopagrus latus (yellowfin seabream), 1902 nucleotides. RefSeq names its product hemopexin a (gene hpxa). The record is from RefSeq and is a predicted model, not a curated record. Gene Ontology annotation, biological process: intracellular iron ion homeostasis; heme transport. The transcript is spliced from 10 exons. NCBI's taxonomy places the organism in Eukaryota, Metazoa, Chordata, Actinopteri, Spariformes, Sparidae. The coding region runs from base 406 to 1683 and encodes 425 amino acids. Gene Ontology annotation, molecular function: heme transmembrane transporter activity.
UCUAUGUCUUCAGCAAAGUGCUUUACUUUACAUGUUGACAUAUGCAUGUAAUAGAGCAUGGUGUCAUCUAAGGGGUCUAUUUCUAUUGAUUGGAUUUUUAUGGUGAAAUGGUACCCUUCUAAAUUCUAUGAAUCUCUGACUCACUUUCCUGGUAGCUGGUCUGAGCAGUGGGGAUGGUUGGGGUAGAGCUCCCCAGGGCACAGCUCUGUGGCACGUCAUCAAACACUGUGGGCGUCUUUGAAGAGCCCAGUGCAGCACACCAUUGUCAGCUCCUCCUCCUUUGGUACCCAACCUGACGCUGCCCACGUAAACUGGGGUAUGAUAUAAACAGUUGCCUCUGCAGCAGCCAGGGUACCUUUUGCUCUAGGCCUCUCAAGUCUUUCCUGAACUAGAGAACUGCUCACCAUGAAGCUGCUCUCUCACAUCCUCUUCCUGGCCCUGGCUGUGGUACUGGCUCAGUGUGAUGAAGAUACAUCAGCUGUCCCUGACCGUUGUCAAGGCCUUGAGAUGGACGCUGUUGCAAUAAAUGAAGGAGAUAUACCUUACUUUUUCAAGGGUGACCAUCUGUUCAAGGGCUUCCAUGGCAAAGCAGAGCUGUCUAAUGAGUCCUUCGCAGAGUUGGAUGACCAUCACCACCUGGGCCAUGUAGAUGCUGCUUUCCGCAUGCACUAUAAGAACAGCAGUGACCACGACCACAUGUUCUUCUUCUUGGACAACAAGGUGUUCAGCUAUUACAAACACAAACUUGAGGACGGCUUCCCCAAGGAUAUCUCUGAAGUCUUCCCUGGAAUCCCUGACCACCUGGAUGCUGCUGUAGAGUGUCCCAAGCCAGAGUGUGAUGAAGACUCUGUCAUCUUCUUCAAGGGAAACGACAUCUACCACUUCAAUGUCCAAACCAAGGCAGUUGAUGAGAAAGAGUUCGAGUCCAUGCCAAACUGCACAUCUGCUCUCCGCUUUAUGGAGCACUAUUACUGCUUCCAUGGACAUAUGUUCUCCAAGUUUGACCCAAAGACUGGCGAGGUGCAUGGCAAAUACCCCAAAGAGGCACGAGACUACUUCAUGAGAUGCUCUAAGUUCAGUGAAGAAAGCGACCACGUAGAGAGAGAGCGCUGCAGUCGUGUUCACCUGGAUGCCAUCACAUCUGACAAUGCUGGGAACAUGUAUGCCUUCAGAGGCCACCAUUUCCUCAGUAAAGAUGAGAACAAUGACACAAUGACGGCAGACACCAUCGAAAAUGCUUUCAGGGAGCUGCACAGUGAGGUGGACGCUGUUUUCACAUACCAGGAUCACCUUUACAUGAUCAAGGACGACCAUCUGUUCCUUUACAAAGUUGGUGAGCCCCACACCCACUUGGACGGUUACCCCAAGCCUGUGAAGGAGGAGCUGGGCAUUGAGGGUCCCAUUGAUGCUGCAUUCAUCUGCGAGGAUCAUCACAUUGCUCACAUUAUCAAAGGUAACAAGAUCUAUGAUGUGGAAAUGAAGGCCAGCCCUCGUGCUGCAGUCAACGAGCGUACUAUUCCCGUCUUCAAUAACGUUGAUGCUGCCAUGUGUGAUGGUACAGGAGUGAAGGUGAUCAAAGGCAACCACUUCUACCACUUCAUGAGCACACAUGAGUUUGUUGCUGGCAGGAGCCUGCCUGAGCAGCGUAAGGUUUCCUUGGAGCUGUUUGGCUGUGAUCACUAAGAUGCUUGCUUGACAGAACUGAAUGGAUUAUGCAGAACAUGACAUACAACACCACCACUUAAAUCUUACCUCAGAAUAACCAUUUGUCUGUUUUUGGAAGGGUUCUUUCUUUUCCAUAAUUAUGCUUAGUGAUCCUCUAUAAAGUGGUGUGUUGUCAAGAAGUUAAAGGGUAUUACAAGUUUAUCUGUGAUUCAUUUUGUACAGUGUUGUGAAUAAAAU